Neocloeon triangulifer is the source of this 2161-nucleotide messenger RNA. It is a transcript of the gene hfw, whose product is annotated as protein halfway. The record is from RefSeq and is a predicted model, not a curated record. NCBI's taxonomy places the organism in Eukaryota, Metazoa, Arthropoda, Insecta, Ephemeroptera, Baetidae. The transcript is spliced from 9 exons. Bases 285 to 1727 code for a protein of 480 amino acids. Gene Ontology annotation, molecular function: protein binding.
AUACCAGUCUGCCUCUAACCUUCAUGAGAGAAGGAAGUGACUAUUUAGUAAAGUGCGCUCCAUGUGUUGUUGUUUGGUCUCGCGGGCGGACGCGGCAGCUGAAUCAAAGAGAAUCAAUAAACUUUUUGUUUUGAGAUCGUAGCUCAUUAGUGACCUCGACAUAUCAACGAGAUGAGACGAUACUGCCGGCCUGACAAAAAAGAUCAUCGCUGACACACUGGCACGAAUUUCUGAAAAUCAGAUUUGAUAAGAAGGAUCAUAGAGGACCACUUCGACGAAAUAUAAUGACGAUCCGCCUGAUUGUGUUACUGGCUUUCGUGGUGAUGCGAACCGAUUGCACCAGCGCGCCGAGCGAGUUGUGCGAAGUUGAUGACCUGGCCUGCAAGAAUGUGACCCGAGGAACCAACUGCGGCUGCACUUUUAGCGGCACCAAGGCCAAAUGUUGCCACUUCAAGCUCAACCUGGUUUCUGACUACGUUUUCAACUGCAACCUUGAAAACCUGACCGCGCUGUUCUUCUUCAAUUGCUCCUCGCCGGACACCGGCACCAACGUCCGUAACCUUGAUCUCACCCCGAUAUUGAAGAAGUAUCCUCAGUUGCUGACAAUGUCAUUCACAAACGCUGAUUACAACACAAUAGCGUUUGAUCCUCGAAAUGACAGCAGGCCAAACUUGCAGUGCCUAAAUGUUUCAAGCAACAAUCUUGAAAACGACACUGCUAUCAAAAAAGUAAUUGAAUCAGUCCCGUCUCUGCGGCUCAUCGAUCUUGCGAGCAACAAUCUUUCUUAUGCACCAAACAUUAGCAACGGAGAAGAUUUAUGGAUGCAUAUGGCUGAAAAUAAAUUUUUACGCUGCGACGGGAUAGCUGACAUGAUGAUGAAUAACAGUACAAAAUUUCUAAACCCUGGGAAUACCACUUGCGUAAAAACCACUAGUAUCAUCCAAUGGGAGGCAAAUACAGAUGUCUUUCGUUUGUCUCUUGACAACAUCGAAUAUGCAAAUAUGGUGAGCCAGCAGUGUCCUUCGAAGUGUAUGUGCAACAAGGGUAGAUUGAUUCCGACUGGAAUUUCAACGAUCAUCACAGUGGAAGUUAACUGUUCUAGCAGGCACCUUACAGAACUACCAGCAGUUCUUCCCAUGCACACCACUGAUCUCGACGUGAGCAACAAUAAUAUAACAAAUCUGAUGCCAAUGUCUGUCAAAAACAAGAAUUCAAAUUACAACAAGUUGAGGACUCUCUAUGCCGACAAUAAUAAAAUUACUUCAAUCGAUGCCUUGGAGGGAACCGACUUUCUAAAUUCUUUCGACUUGAUUAGUUUGAAAAAUAAUAAAAUCACAAAUAUUCCGCAUUUUAUUAAAAAAGCCUUUGACAAGGAUUCAGGCAAAGGACAGAUCAGCAUUAGUGGAAAUGAUUUUAGCUGUGACUGUUCCACAGCAAUGCAAACUAAGCCUUGGCUCAUUACGCACAAGUCGCACAUACAGGAUUUUGAUCAAAUAACGUGCAGCAACAUGGGCAAGAAAAAGGUUGUGGAUUUGGUGCAAGAAACUUUGUGUGUCAAUGAAGAGAUUAAUUACAUUUACUACAUAAUUGCUGCUGAAGUGUUGUUGCUACUUCUGUUAGUUGGAAAAGUUUCCUACGACUACUGGGUUUUCAAACACGUUGGCUAUUUGCCCUGGCCAGCUUCGAAAAUGCCCAGACUCCCAUGUGACUAUUUUUUCGAAAAGUGAGCCCAGAGAUUUUGAGAAAUGAUGAUAGGAGUUGUGGACAUAUUUUUGCACAUAUGUAUUUAUGUUCCUGAACUGAUAAUCGAUAAAACUGCUUGUUUAGUUCAUUCGGCAAAUUAGUGUAUUUUUUACAAAUUUUGAGAACAAGUUUUUGUGUCAAAUAAUAUGUAACAUGAGGACUUUUGCAAGAGCAAAAACGUGUAAAUUUUUUAAGGAAAAAGACAAUAGUGUGUCAGCAAGGGUCAUAUUGUUUUUUAGAUAAUGAUUGAUCUUCAUGUGAUGAGUAUUGAAUCAAAUAAAGAAUUGCCAUAUUUAUCUAUUUAAGACGAAUUCCUUGUCAAAUGUGCCUGUUUGUGAAAUUCUUUUUUGUAAAAAGUCCAAUUUUGGUAAUUGUAUUAUACAGCAUGUAGAAUAAAUUCUAAUUAUAAGAUGUAUAA